UCUGCAACUUUCUCACUCACAUUCACAUAUCCCCCACUUCAAAUUCAACCUCCAAAAUUCGCACUCCCCGCCACCACCUCUAUAUUCAUCUUGCCGUCGACCACCAUCAUAACUCUCUCUCCUACGUCUUCCACAACCACUCAACACCAGUCCCACUUCCACAGUUCCACAUCGAAAUCGGACCUCCCUGAAGCGUAAAUCGACUCCACUUCCAGCCUAAUUCAAGACAAUAUUAUUAGCUGGUAGUGUUAUUAGAGUUCAGUCAAAUUCUCAGGAAGCACAGAGAAAGAGAAGCAAUGAAUGCGGUAGCAAGGAGUGCGUGGAAUGUGUUGAAACGGUCCAGUCAGGGCAUGGAGUCAGUGAGUCAGUUGGGGUACCAUCGUCAUGAGCAAUUGAGAGGGAUUCGGGUGAAGGUGAUGAACGGGAACCUGGAGUGGGCCCUGACGGUUAUGCAGAGGAAGAUGACGUCGAGUGGGAUUGAGAGGAUGAUAAAGCGGGAGCAAACCCACCACCUCAAAAACUCUGAGAAACGAAUCUUGGCUCGCAAGAAUCUCGAGCAGAAGCUCCGGUCUCAAGACCUUGCUCGCAAGCUCAAGGCCGUCCUCCUCAAGAAAGUCAGAGGCCUGUGAGAACAUCGUUCGAGCUGAUUUUGGAUGGUCUUCUUUUUGUUCUGGAAUUUCAUCUUACUGCUUGGCAGCUUCCACCACCACUCUAGUUUUACAGACGAGAAUAAUUUACUCGGAUUUUUUUUUAAGACCGUCGUGUUACAUUUGAGAAAUGUUAUUCCAAAUGCAUCAGUUUUUCA
Pyrus x bretschneideri (Chinese white pear) is the source of this 805-nucleotide messenger RNA. RefSeq lists its product as uncharacterized. Gene Ontology annotation, cellular component: ribosome. The transcript has 3 exons. Lineage: Eukaryota; Viridiplantae; Streptophyta; Magnoliopsida; Rosales; Rosaceae. Gene Ontology annotation, molecular function: structural constituent of ribosome. Bases 297 to 629 code for a protein of 110 amino acids. Gene Ontology annotation, biological process: translation. The record is from RefSeq and is a predicted model, not a curated record.